Helobdella robusta is the source of this 201-nucleotide messenger RNA. RefSeq lists its product as hypothetical. The record is from RefSeq and is a predicted model, not a curated record. Lineage: Eukaryota; Metazoa; Annelida; Clitellata; Rhynchobdellida; Glossiphoniidae. The annotation marks the transcript as partial. The transcript has 2 exons.
CUUUCAGAUGAAGACCCUUCAUUUGACCCUUCUGCUGACAUGCUGAUACAUGAUUUUGACGAUGAACAGACAUUAGAUGAAGAAGAAGCCAUGAGUAAUGAAGACAGUAUCGGCAAUGAGUUGGAUGACUUACAGAAAGAAAGUGAAAUUCCUGUCGAGGAACUUUUGGCCAUGUAUGGUUACAGUAAAGAAACACCCUCU